Leptopilina heterotoma is the source of this 3043-nucleotide messenger RNA. RefSeq lists its product as uncharacterized. The record is from RefSeq and is a predicted model, not a curated record. The transcript has 6 exons. The coding region runs from base 582 to 2399 and encodes 605 amino acids. NCBI's taxonomy places the organism in Eukaryota, Metazoa, Arthropoda, Insecta, Hymenoptera, Figitidae.
UUGAAAAAAAAAUUCUGUUGACAUUAUAAUAAAUUUUGCUCCUAUAUUUAUUGCUUUUAAUUAAUUUUUUUUGUUUAUUUAUUUUUAUUUGACAAAGGAUUAAAAAAGACGUUUUUCUGAAUAUUGGACAUUUUUGUUUGUUUGUAUUAAUAUUUUUACGUCGAAAAAAUAUUGAAGGAGAUUUUUUCGAAAAAUUUUAUUUGUUUACAAAAUCAGUUCAGUGUUGUAAGUGUCGAAUGUGAAAAAAAAUUGACAGGGAUAUUUAAAGAGAUACUCGAAGUAUUUAUAAUAGACAAAAAAACGGGAUGACAGUUUGACAUUGGCAUUUCGCUUGAGAUGGGAAACCUCGCCAAGGAUUGUGAUAAAAAGAAAAAGUAAACGAUUGUUAUGUGGAAAACGGUAAAAAGGAAAGGACGUAAAUUGAUGUUACGAUGUGUCCCAGUGAACCAUUGCGGUGGCCCUUUGGAUAGUUUUACCAUUAAAGAAUUUACCAAGAACUGAGAAAUUUUAAACGUUUCGAGUGAAUAAUAAUAAUAAUUUAGAGAGAAAAAAAAAGAAGUGUGUGUUGUUUUCGUUUUGUCAUGUCAUCGAGUGGUGAAUUCUCAACGCUCUCGAGCGGCGACGCUACCGGAACUGGCGAAGAUUCCUUGCCAAGUUCACGUGAGGCAACGGCAGACGUUGCGAGUUCUGGCGUUGGUUUUAUGCCACUACGUGAAUUCCUGGACAGAUUUUCCCUGCCGCGAGUCGUGCGAGUCGAAGGCGGCGGUGGCAGGCCUAUUUUGCUCUAUAAACAACAGCAAAGGUCACUCAGGGUCACUGCAACAUUGCUGAUGCACCGUUACAGGCACGACAUUAAAGUUGGACCCGAAAUCGUUAUUCCCGAGGGAUAUCCUGGAUGGUUCUCGAUAGUGUCGAGUAACAAUGGAACAGGAAGUGCGCGUGUCUAUCGAAGAGUAGGUGCUCUGGUCAAGGCUGGAGUUCCGGCUUUUUUGCUCACCAAACCAUUGCGAGCCUAUACAUUGACACAUUCAAAAAUGGAAAACGGUAAUCUGAGAGCUCAUUACACGAAGACGACGGUCAGGGCCGGUGAAGUUCUACGCCUCACUGCCGUUUUUCAAGACACGCGACGAGCCCCCACAACAUCGGGUAUUUCCGGUGUUUCAACUGGAAUUGCGGAAGGCAAGAGUUCAAGGUCAUCGGAAAGAGAUCAGUACGCCCAAUGUUUGGAUUCACAUGGGCACGAGCUCUUUGCUCCACUCACAACGAGAGGGGAAUUCUAUGCCACCUGUCAAAGCGGAACACUCGACACUGGAAGUGACGCGGUUCUUUACAGGGUUCAUCAACUCGCAAGGAGGGAUCUUCCCCUUAGGGUUCGUCUGGUGGCAGGUCCACUUCCGAUACCUCUUCCCAGGGACUACAGCGGUCUGAUGCAGCUGGAAACUGCGAAUAGAGGACCAAUAGUCCUCGGCUGUGCCGUACCCCUGGUGCCGGAGAGACCCCUUCCCCACACUGCUAUCCCGGAGCUUUUGGAAUUGGUCGUCACUGGACCCACGGCUCCACGAGUCAAAAGAGCUCGUUUGGGAUGUCCCUCUGAAUCGCGUCUGUUAUCCUCGCCCAAAAUGCAAAGACUACUCUCGGCAUGCAGAAGAGCACUAGAUCAAAGAGCAACCGAACCAAGAGUCGCGACACCCCAAGCCUCCUGCGGCCAACAACUCAAGGAACUUCAUCUCAAGGAAAUAAAAUCAAAACCCGAAACAAAACCCCUCUUACAAAGUCUCCGCGAAAGUUUAGAGCACAUCAAAAAAUCAACAAUUCGCGAUCGUAAUCGUCCCACCACAAAUCACACCACCGGUUUCCUCGAGAAAAUCACAAGAAUCGCUCACAGCGGUAAAAAUCGUAAUCCAGCAAAAAAAUCCGCCUCCUUUACAUUCGCCGUACGUCCCGAAAUUGCCAUGCGAUGUCCCGAAAGAUACGCCAGUCUCGAAUCGGAAGCAAAUUCCCUAAUUCCAAUCACCAACAAUGGUUCAUCAUCCUCAUCCUCCUCCUCAUCAAAGAAUCAUCAUCAUCAUCAUCAUCAUAAUCAUCAUCAUCAGGUGCAAAGGUCAGUGUCCACCAGCGUCCUUGAGGUGCAUGCCUCAUGCCUCCAAUCGUCCGAUCUGGAUCCGCCUUAUUCCAAGGUCAGAGAUAGUCUCACCCCACAGCCACGAACACCACAGCCAACAACAGCCGCAACAACACAAACAACAAAACCAGAGGCGAUCUAUGCCGAGAUCUGUGAGGAUUCACGCUACUUGAAAAACGCCAAGGAAAAGGAUCGUGGUUACGCUUCACAUUCCGAAAUAUCUGACCUCUCCGGUAGCCUUGACGAUGAGGAAGGAAUUUACAACACUGUGUGUUAAAAAAAAAAAAUCAUCACCAAAAAAAAAGAUUUGGCACAAUUUUUUUUAUUAGAUUUGUGUAAAAGAUUUUCCAGAGACUGAAAUUCCAGAGAAGGUGUGUGGUUCCCUUUUGCGCCGCCACCUGUUUAUAUAAGGUCCCCCCUCUCCCCCUUCGUCGAGGGGGGAGGGAGACUUCUUGGUAUGCAGGAAGGGCACCGGGCGUCCUUUGGGGUGUGUUUCUAUGGGGUCAAGGUUAGACCUCCUCGGUUUACAAAGAGUGCAAAAGGGGACUUGAAUAUAAACUUGUUUGAAUGUCGAGUGGGGGGAGGAAGGGGGAUUAAUCAUUGAAUUCGUCACGAUCCAAAGGAUUUCUGAGGGCUUUUUGAUCCGCUACUUGCGUGUCAGUUUUGUGCGAGUUGGUUUGCGUGAUGUUUACGGUUGACUCUAAGCGUGUGAUUACUCUCCUGGGAUCAAAUCAUUCUUGGAAAAUAUAUACACACACACGUAUAUAUAGAUACUAGGGGGGGGGCUUCUUUCACGGAAAGAAAAAUACCAUCGAGAAAAUUUCUUUUGCAGAUUGGGAAUAGGGAGAAAAAGGCAAAAAUGUACAUAAUUGUUACUAUAAAUUCGUCUCAUGUAAGAAUAAUAAAAAGAAAUUUACAUAA